This is a messenger RNA of Penicillium vulpinum, 1716 nucleotides long. RefSeq names its product putative MFS aflatoxin efflux pump. The record is from RefSeq and is a predicted model, not a curated record. Gene Ontology annotation, molecular function: transmembrane transporter activity. Bases 1 to 1716 code for a protein of 571 amino acids. The transcript has 5 exons. Gene Ontology annotation, biological process: transmembrane transport. NCBI's taxonomy places the organism in Eukaryota, Fungi, Ascomycota, Eurotiomycetes, Eurotiales, Aspergillaceae.
AUGUAUCCACGAUGCACUCCUGCCUCUAACGCCACAAAACCAGCUACGAUAGACGCUCCAGAAUUGUUGAACAAACAUAGCGAGACGAUUCCGGAUGUAGCAGACAAGGCCGAAGGACCAGUCAAAGCUGGAGGCCAGCCCGAGAACCAGUCCACCCUUAGGGUUGUCUGUUUGAUCGUCUCGGCCUUUGUCGCGAUGUUCCUAGUUGCGCUAGACAGAGCCAUCAUCUCCACGGCCAUACCCAAAAUCACCGAUGAAUUCAACUCUUUAGAUGACGUGGGCUGGUACGGAAGCGCCUACUUGUUGACAUGCUGCGCAUUUCAACUCUUGUUUGGCAAGCUGUACAAGCUCUUUUCUGUCAGAAUCGUCUUCCUUGCCAGUAUUCUAGUGUUUGAGGUUGCCUCUGCUAUCUGUGGAGCGGCUUCGAAUUCAGUGGCCUUUAUAAUCGGAAGAGCGAUCUCCGGAGUCGGCGCUGCUGGUAUCCUCGCUGGAACUAUAAUGUGCAUCAUCCAUUCCGUGCCUCUCCAGAAGCGUCCACAAAUCCAAGGUUUGUUCGGCGCCCUUUUCGGUAUUGCCUCCAUCGUGGGUCCUUUGAUCGGCGGUGCCUUUGCAUCGAACGCAACGUGGAGAUGGUGCUUUUAUGUCAAUCUGCCAAUUGGUGGCGUCGCCAUGGUCUUCAUUGCCUUCUGCCUCAAUGUCUCCAAGCAAGACACAGCGAGUGUCUCCUGGGCCGACAAAAUCCUACAACUAGAUUUCUUCGGCACUACCCUUCUGGUAUCUAGUGUGGUCUGUCUGGUAUUGGCACUUCAGUGGGGCGGCCAGAUGUAUGCUUGGAGCAGUGGUCGCGUUGUGGCUUGCCUAGUUCUCAUAGGUGUCUUACUUCUUUCUUUUGUCGCCGUUCAGAUCUUUCUUCCAAAGACAGCGACCCUUCCAGUGCACAUAUUCUCACAGCGCAGCAUCAUUUCGGGCUUCUGGCAGACAUUCUGCGUCGGCUCUGGAAACUAUAUAUUUGUGUACUUCCUCCCAAUCUGGUUCCAAUCCAUCAAGGGCAAUACUGCCGUCGAAUCUGGCAUCCGGUUACUACCGAUGAUGCUAUCAAUGGUAGUUGGCUCAAUCGGUGGUGGAAUCACAAACUCCAAGAUCGGAUACUACACCCCGCUCGCGAUCAUUGGAUCAUGCAUCAUGUCCGUCGGAGCCGGUCUCCUCACCACCUUCCAGAUGGACACCAGCGAGGGAAAGUGGAUCGGAUAUCAGAUCGUCUACGGAGUGGGUCUGGGCUUAUGCUUCCAAGUCCCCAAUCUCGCCGCGCAGACUAUCCUUCCGAAGCCCGACGUACCAUUUGGAUUAGCACUAAUGUUAUUUGGCCAGCUAAUCGGGGCAGCCAUCUUUGUCUCAGCUGGGGAGAAUAUUCUGGCUAAUCAGCUCGUGAAGAGACUUUCCGGGCUGCCCGGGUUUAAACCCAAACUCAUCACCUCUGGGGGUGCCACGGAACUGCUGAAUACAAUGCCGGCGGAUCUGCACGACACGAUCCUCUACUCUUACAAUGAAGCGCUGCGAAACGUGUUUCAGGUCGGUUUGAGUAUUUCGUGUCUGACACUACUAGGUGCGGCCACUCUGGAGUGGAAGAGUAUCAAUAAGAGGCAGAUACACCCCGACACUGAGAAUAAUGGGCUAGCUGGAGGGGAGAAGACUAUAGAAGCGACAGGGAGUAAAUAG